Messenger RNA from Brenthis ino (lesser marbled fritillary), 1641 nucleotides. The record is from the annotation of a GenBank genome assembly. NCBI's taxonomy places the organism in Eukaryota, Metazoa, Arthropoda, Insecta, Lepidoptera, Nymphalidae.
AUGGCAGUGGAUAAAAAAUAUAAUGAUGAAAAAGAGAUAGAUCAUUUAAAUAUAUUGCAAAAAUUUGGAAAGUAUCAAAUUGUUCAAUACGCUUUGAUAUGUCUGCCUACAAUUUUUAUUUCUAUGAAUAAUGUUAACUAUGUGUUCGUAGCGGGGGAUAUAGAAUACAGAUGUCGUGCACCAGAAUGCGAAUCCGAUAAUAGUAACUUGUCGUAUGCAUGGCUGCAAGGUAUCAAACGAUGCAACCAACCCAAUCUAAAUGCGCACACUUUACAAGCAAAUUUAAAUGAUAUUGCUUUGUUAUCGAAUUUUAGCGAAUGCAAAGAAUGGAUAUACGCCAGUAACAAUACGAUCGUUGCUUGGCUAGAUCUGGCAUGCAAGCCGUGGAAGACAAGCUUUGUAGGAACAGUACACAGCAUUGGAAUGGUCGUUGGGAUGACGUUUGGGGGAUGGGCUUCUGACACCUUUGGACGUAAACCUACAGUUAUAUUUGCUUUUCUUGCAACAAGUAUUGGCUGUAUAAAGACCACUGUGCCAUAUUAUUAUGGCUAUAUAUUCAUCGAAUUAAUAGAAUCUUUUACAUCGGGCGCAGCUUUCACAGCCGGAAUGAUAUUAAUGAUCGAGAUAAGUGGUAACGACAAGAGAGUACUCUCAGGGGUUGUAUAUGCAUAUGCGAUUUACUUUGGUGAAGGAUUGCUUGCUUUUACAGCCAUGUUAGUGCAAUAUUGGAAGACGAUUAUUUAUAUUAUAUGUGCACCUUCAAUUUUGUUUAUAUCUUACAUUAUGAUUUUAAAAGAGAGUCCAAGAUGGUUAGUUCUGCAUAAUGAAUUUGAAAAAGCAAAAGAUAUUUUGAUAUUGAUAAGGAAAUAUAAUAAAAUUAAUGUGAGCGCUGAAGAUUUACGUGAGUUAAAUGAAGAGGCACUUAGAUUUAUUUGUAACACUGAAAUUAAUACGAAGAAAGAGGGUUAUAUUGAAGUAUUCAAGUGUAUAGAAAUGGUGAAAAGGUUGAUAGUCGCCUCUGUCGCUAGGUUUUCAGUGACUUUUAUUUACUACGGUCUUAUGGUCAGUUCUGUUUGGUUGCCGGGAAAUAAAUAUACCAAUUAUAUUUUAACGGCAUUAAUGUCCUUUCCUGGUGAUAUAUUGGCUUUGUACUUUUUGAGCAAAUUUGGUAGAAGAAUGCCUUUAGUUUAUGGAUACCUAAUAUGUGGCGCAGUGUGCGUCGUCACUGGUUAUGUACCCGAGGCUUACUUCUGGUUGAAGAUAUUAUUAUACUUAGUUGGCAAGCUGACAGUGGCAGCUUGUUUCACGGGAAUAUGGACUUAUACAAUGGAAUUGUUCCCUACGAGUGUGCGAGGGUCGAUGUUCGGGCUGGUCACAAUUAUAGCGGGUGCGGGCUCUAUGCUUGCUCCUUUGACACCAGCUUUGAAUACAAUUUCUCCAGUUUUUUCAUCUCUUUUCUACGGAGCUUCCGCCAUUUCAUCGAGCAUCUUACUUUUAUUCACUCCAGAAACCAAAGGCCUUCCGCUUCCGGCUACUAUUGAGGAUGUUAUUAAUGCUAUGAAAGACAAAAAAAUUAAGAAGAACAAUAACGGAAUAGAAAACCAUGGUUUCGAUCAUGAGUACUCUGUUACUACACGCAUG